Molecule: messenger RNA, 1271 nt
Organism: Bactrocera oleae (olive fruit fly)
Lineage: Eukaryota; Metazoa; Arthropoda; Insecta; Diptera; Tephritidae
Source: RefSeq, a predicted model, not a curated record
AUGACUGGUAUAAAUAUGCCAAAAUUUUCUUCUCAACAUCAUUAUUUUACACUUUGAGCAAGCUAAAAUUAUGGAUUUAUCAGCCAGCAAUGAUGCAUUUAGGAAAUGUGAAUGAAUCGACAGUAUCGACAAGGUCAAUUUUAAAUGUUGGCUGAAUUGGAAUACAUGAUUUGACCGAAUUAAGAAAUCGCCAACAACGGAACAAGCGAUCAUAAAAAAAAAAAAAGCAGAAAAUAAAUACAUUAACAUUGUUGAUACACUUAUGCGGUGUCUACGUAUGAAAAAAGCUCCGGUCAAAUGAGUAUGGUGUUACCUAUCCAAAUAAUGUCACCUAUUAAAAAUGCAGAAUAUAUUAAGAAGGAUUUAGACGCAUUGAAUACCUCUUCUACAGGGCAGUCGUUCAUCGAGACAUCCUCGCCUUCGUCAAUACAACCUGUGCUUGUUAGAACCCAUAAUCCACUUGUUAUUGAGGGCAUCAAUACUAAGCAGGAACCGACCGAUCAGGAAAACAUAUCUCCCCACGUUUCUAGUAUAGAUCACCAAAAUGUAACUUUACCAUUAGAGGAAUUGUCUGGUGCCCAAAUAGUACCAGAUGUCAUACCCACAUCCAAAGUGGAUUUGGCUAAAAUAAUUGUGACGGAAGCGUCAAUUACUACGCGGCAGCUUAUAAGCUUUAUCUUCGACCGUCAAACUCUUGCGACGCACACACUUAGUGGCAAACCUUCGCCAGCUUUUCUGAACCGUGAUCGCCCACUGAUAGCGUAAUAGACCCACUGAAUGGGGCUGAUGCAAUAUAUUAUCUUAAAUCCGAAACGCAAUCACAAUGAAAUGUGCCGAUACCGCCAAAGCCAUUAAAAGGAGGAGCUUAACCAAAGCUAAUGUAAAUAAAUUAUUGUAAUACCUUAGAUAUUUAUAUAUGAUACAAUAUAUUAUAUGUAAUUGCAGUUAUUUUAGUUGUAGUUGUUUAGUGAAUAAAAUAUUAAAAUUUCGAAAAAGAUAUGUGCUUGUAUUGCUUCUUAGUAGGGGGAUUUAUUAUCGGUCGAGUCGAAAGAAAAAAUUUGAAACGAUGUAUAACGAAUCGAGAUAAUUGAAGAAAUGUGUCUUCCUAUUGGCAUUGCUCCCCCCAACCUGGUAAUACUAAUUUAUACUUAAAGUUUCGCCAGUGGUCGAAAUUCGACCAAUAGAAAUUAUAAUUAAUUCACAAUGUUAAUAGUAUUUAAAUUACAUUGUAGAAUUUGAAUAAAAUCUAAAGAAAGUUGUAGAAAAAAAAA